Messenger RNA from Prorocentrum cordatum, 967 nucleotides. Lineage: Eukaryota; Dinophyceae; Prorocentrales; Prorocentraceae. The record is from the annotation of a GenBank genome assembly.
CUGCCGAGGGCUGAGGCCGAGGCUGUCGCGGCGCUCCCCCCUCUCUUCCACGGCCUCCGUACAUAACCUGCGCAGCGCCCCUGCAGCGAUGCCCGGCGCGAUGUCCAAGGCGCUGGCCCUGCUGGCCGCCCCGCUGUCCGCGGUGGCCCUCCAGGCGGUGGGCAACGGCGAGGACGGCGGCGCUCGCGACGCCGACGCCAUGGUCUCGAAGCUGCUCGAGGACGACCUGUUCAUGCCGGUCCGCAAGUACAAGGGCAAGGCCCAGACCGUCUCCGAGGACUGCAGCAGCUGGGUCGGCGAGGGGCUGCACUGCGAGACCGAGUACCCAGAGCACGCCCUCGUGCGCGACUGGAUCCCCGCGGACGCCGUGGUCAUGGAGUUCGGCGCGCGCUUCGGCACCACCAGCUGCGAGAUCGCGCGCAAGCUCAACAACAGCGGCAACGUGGUGGUUGUGGAGCCCGACCUGAACGUCUGGGAGGACCUCGAGGCGAAUCUGAAGUCCCACGAGUGCAACGCCCACGUGCUCCGUGGCGCCGUGAGCGCAGUGGACUUGCACAUGUCGCCGAAGCUGAACGUGAAGCGCGGCUACUCCACCAGGGCGCUGCAGAAGGGCGGCGUGUUGGUGCCCGGCUUCCGGUUCUCGGAGGUGGAGGCCGCCAUUGGCAAGAAGGUGGACACUUUGUUGAUCGAUUGCGAGGGUUGUGCCCAGGACAUGAUGGACCAGCUCGGCCCCGCCAUCGAGAGCGGGCAGAUCAAGCUGCUGCUCAUCGAGGGCGACAUGCCGGUGGGGGCCAAGGACUGCCACUCUCACUGCAUGGACUACGACAAGUUCUUCGACUACCUCGCCUUGCACGGCUUCGAGCAGAUCGACAAGUUCAACGACUGCGACCGUGCGCGUACGGGUGCUCCUGCGGGCAAGUGGUGCGGGAGCUGGAUCGACCACUUCGCCUUCCGCCGCACCAAGUGA